Messenger RNA from Lodderomyces pseudojiufengensis, 435 nucleotides. RefSeq names its product 40S ribosomal protein uS15 (gene RPS13). The transcript is spliced from 2 exons. Gene Ontology annotation, cellular component: cytosolic small ribosomal subunit; nucleolus; ribosome. Bases 1 to 435 code for a protein of 144 amino acids. Gene Ontology annotation, biological process: translation. The record is from RefSeq and is a predicted model, not a curated record. Lineage: Eukaryota; Fungi; Ascomycota; Pichiomycetes; Serinales; Debaryomycetaceae. Gene Ontology annotation, molecular function: small ribosomal subunit rRNA binding; structural constituent of ribosome.
AUGGGUCGUAUUUCUUCAUCUGCUAUUCCAUAUUCAAGAAACCCACCAUCAUGGUUCAAAUUAUCAUCAGAUGAUGUUGUUGAACAAGUUAUUAAAUAUGCUAGAAAAGGUUUAACUCCAUCUUCAAUUGGUGUUAUUUUAAGAGAUGCCCAUGGUGUUUCACAAACUAAAGUUGUCACUGGUAAUAAAAUUUUAAGAAUUUUAAAAUCAAAUGGUUUAGCUCCAGAAAUUCCAGAAGAUUUAUACUUUUUAAUUAAAAAAGCUGUUUCAGUCAGAAAACAUUUAGAAAGAAACAGAAAAGAUAAAGAUUCAAAAUUCAGAUUAAUUUUAAUUGAAUCAAGAAUCCACAGAUUAGCUAGAUACUAUAGAACCGUAUCAGUCUUACCACCAAACUGGAAAUAUGAAUCAGCUACUGCUUCAGCUUUAGUUGCUUAA